Apis florea (little honeybee) is the source of this 2624-nucleotide messenger RNA. It is a transcript of the gene jing, whose product is annotated as AE binding protein 2 jing. The record is from RefSeq and is a predicted model, not a curated record. Gene Ontology annotation, biological process: regulation of transcription by RNA polymerase II. Lineage: Eukaryota; Metazoa; Arthropoda; Insecta; Hymenoptera; Apidae. Gene Ontology annotation, cellular component: ESC/E(Z) complex.
AAGUCACGAAAAAAGUGUUUAACCACGAUGAUCUUUCCCUCCCGCAGUGGCGUCGCCGUGUCCUGCGGGGAAUGCAGCAGCAGCGGUACCAGCGACAUCACGGAGCCCGGUUCCCCGUGCAGCACGAGCAGCGACGAAGGGGUAGCGGCGAUACGGGGCGCGUCAGCUAGCCCACUGCCCUCCCUGCCCAAGCUGGCGCCCUCCUCGCAGAUCGGCACCAGGCCCCAGUGGCCCUGGACCCCGCCCCUCGCGGCCACCGCCUGCUCCACCUACAAGAGGCUGAAGGGAGAGCCCGAGGCAGGCGCCCUGCCGAGGUCCGGGGCCGCGGACCCCGGCUCGAGGGGAGGCGGCAAGUCCGGCGGCAAGCCCAGCCACCACCACCACCAUCAUCACGAGUCCCAGGGCAAGAUCACCGAGUACUUCAAAACCCAGAUCAAACCCCAGCAACCCAAGAUCAAGAAGAGCAGCGAGGCGAUGUCCGUGCUGGUAGCGAAGAGCUCGUCGGAAUUUCGGAGGCCGGCCACCGUGCAGAGGAGCAAGGCGGGCCUGGCCAAGUACCUGGGGGCCGUGUCGCCGAGCGGGCGGCCCCGGAACGACUGGGAGGCGAGAAACCUCGCCAUGUCCCCGCCGCCCACCAAGAAGCCGCCGCUGGUCCUCGUGCCGAGGAGCAACGGCAAGAUGGAGAAGAAGCUCGCCAAACCUAUCCCCAUCUCCAACGUCGAGGUCCUCAAGAACAUUCCCCCCUGCAAGAUCUCCUCCCUCAGGUAUGUGUACACAUCCUUCGAUUUUUCGAAUCAGUCAGGAACGAUUCUAAAUCACGUCGUGAUCCAGGCUGGCGUCAUCCGAGGCGAGCGCGGACCGUCCCCGCCCUCGCCGCCCAGCCCCGCGCUCAGCAACGAGGCCGCGGCCCUCAAGGGUUGCAUCCUCGCGUCGCACGUGAACGAGAACAACAACGUGACGAGCGGCAUCCUCGGCUCGCUCAGGCCCCAGCCCGACCACCACCACCCGUUCCAGAGGCUGUCCGUGGCCGAGGAGGGGGGGAAGGAGGGCAAGGACGAGGACGACGUCGAGGAGGAGGAGGAGGACUCGGGGAGCGGCGGCUCGAAACCACCCCUUUCGCCGAUACUCUCGGCCCCGACCACCAUACGAUUCCCGGCCCGGGAGCCGGAGAAGGACAGGCAACAGGCGACCGACAGCGGCGUGUGCCGGUGGGACAAGUGCGAGGAGAGCUUCGAGUCGAGCGGCGAACUUCUCGAACAUUUGCAGGUAGCUCACAUCAACACCCAAACGGGGAGCGACAACUUCGUGUGCCAGUGGCAGGGUUGCAAGGUGCAGGGGAGGAGUUCUUGUUCGAGGAGGUGGUUGGAACGGCACGUGUUGUCUCACGGAGGGAACAAGCCCUUCCGGUGCAUAGUCGACGGCUGCGGCAGCAGAUUCAGCUCUCAGACGGCUCUCGAGAGGCACGUGAACGGACACUUUAAUCAACCGGAAACGAGCAACAAUAACGCCAGACGGAGCUGCGAGAGCGGAGGGAAAUUAGUAAGAAGGAACGGUAAACGACUUCGAUAUAGGCGGCAGCCAUGGUCAGCGAGAUUGUUCGAUUACUUCGAUUCGGGAGUGAUGGAGGGUCUUCAGCACAGGUUGCUUCAAUUGGCAAAGUCGAGGACGCAAGGCCGUCUCGCUGAGACACCGGGAAAUUCGAUGGCCCUAACUAGUCAAGUAUUAGCCCGAAGAGUAGAGAUGGACGGGAAGACUAAAGUAUUGUUACGAUGGUACCCUCAAGAUAUCGAGCCGGACGAAUGGGUGUUGGAGUCCGAAGUACAAAGCACGAAGAACGUGGGUAUACGAAAAGUGGCGGCGUCUCACCCGGAGGAAGUGAGUUUGGCCCUGUUCUCGGCGGUGGGCGGCACGGAGCCGUCGAUUCGGGUUAAACAGCGCCGGAAACCGGCCAAGAACUCGUGAUAAUGCCGAUCGGCGAUGAUCGGGGGCAAAGAAGCGUGACCAAGUAGCGACGAUCGAGCCAGAGAACGGAACAUAGGGACGAGUCCUGUACGAAUCGGGAUUGAUUGCGCUUUCUGGUAUGGAAACGGGGGAAGAAAAAAAAAAAGAAAAAAAAGAAGCCUAGCAAAAUUAACCGGAACCUGCUGAAUCGUAAUCGAGAAGAGGAAGGGUAGUAAGAUGCCCUCUCGUUUCGAGAGGUGGAUGGAAAUGCAUGGAUGAACGAAGAAUCCACGAGAAUGGAUUCGAGGAUAGAAGAAGAAAGGAGGGGAGACGAAUGAAACGGACGUAGCUAAGAAAAUGCCCAAAGGAGAAGAAGGAAGAGAGUAAUUACAUUCUAAUUUAUUUAGCCUAAAUCGAACGAAAUCGUUAGGUGAUAUAUUUAGUAGUCGUGGAUAGCGAUGAAAUGGAUAUUCUUGUUGCCUAUCGAUACCAAAUUUUGAAAAAGGUUGGGGUCGAUUCCUGCCACGAGUGCCUGUGAUAACGAAAGCUGCGACACUCGUCGGACUCGGAAGAGCUAGGCUUGGGCCUCAAAAGUGCCUCACCGUGGAUACCGUUUUAUAUACGUUGACCGUCGUCACCAAGACCAAUCGAGAGACGGUGGAGUUGAAUUAAAAAUGAAGAAA